ACAUCAAAUUUUAUUUUUGUUCUAAUAAGACAGAGCAUUUUUCUUAAAAGUUUAUUAUUUCUUGAAAAAUUUGUCAGCUUUCGCACUGGAGCUCUCGGAGCUCUCUUAUUUUAAAUAAACGGUAGAAAUCCCCAAGAUGUCCCAAAAUUUGAAAUUAGCGGGAAAAAUUUAGGACAGAAUUUUCCGAUACAUAUUCCGGAAUAACAUAACCUCAAAUUCUCUUCUCAGUGUGCAUUUGGAAGUUGCUGGACGUGUCAGUGGGAAUUUAAGGGAUUUUUUCGUGAAAAUUAGUGAAAAUCGCACGUAAAAAUGGGCGAUGGAGUGCGUCAUUUAUGUGAGACGGUGGACUGCAAAAAGGAAGCUCGAUUACAGUGCCCUACAUGCUUGAAAUUGGGCAUUGUUGGUUCAUACUUUUGCGACCAGGAAUGCUUCAAGAAGAGCUGGAAAUCUCACAAGAUUAUCCACUCUCUAGCCAAGGGGGAAGAUCCCAAUAACAGCACUGCCAAUGGUGUCUUCAAUCCAUGGCCAAAUUUCUCUUACACCGGCAAAUUGCGUCCGGCCAAGCAGACCCCGAAGCGAGAAGUGCCUUCCCACAUUCCUCGACCAGACUAUGCCGAUCAUCCACUGGGCAGAAGUUUGGCCGAGGAGGGCUUCCGUGGAAAUACAACGAUCAAGGUGCUGGAUGACGAAGAGAUUGAAGCCAUGAGAGUGUCCUGUCGUCUAGGACGUCUCUGUCUUGAUGCAGCAGCUGCGGCAAUUGAAGUGGGAGUGACAACUGAUGAGAUUGAUCGCAUUGUCCAUGAGACAGCCAUCGAGAAUGAUUGCUAUCCCAGUCCUCUGAACUACUACAACUUCCCCAAAUCCUGUUGCACAUCAGUGAAUGAGGUUAUCUGUCAUGGAAUCCCGGACAUGCGUCCCCUAGAAGAUGGUGACAUCUGCAAUGUGGAUGUCACUGUCUACCAUCGUGGUUUUCAUGGAGAUCUCAAUGAGACCUUCUUUGUGGGCAAUGUUUCUGAUCAGCACAAAAAUCUCGUGAAGAUCACUUACGAAUCCCUCUGCAAGGCCAUUGAGAUCGUUCGGCCGGGCGAGAAGUAUCGAGAGAUUGGGAAUGUGAUUCAGAAAUAUGUUCAGUCGCACGGAUACAGCGUGGUGAAGAGCUACUGUGGCCAUGGGAUUCACCGUCUCUUCCACACAGCACCAAAUGUGCCUCAUUAUGCUAAAAACAGUGCUGUUGGCAUGAUGAAGGCUGGCAACUGCUUCACGAUCGAGCCCAUGAUAUCCGAGGGCACGUGGCGUGAUGAACAGUGGCCGGAUAACUGGACAGCCGUGACGCGGGAUGGUUUGUGGUCAGCUCAGUUCGAGCAGACGCUCCUCGUGACGGAUGAUGGCUGUGAAAUUCUGACACAACGCGCCAGUGGAAAGCCUCACUUUCUGGACAAAAUGUAACAGGUUUUUAUAAGUAUCAUCCAUCACUUUAUUUUUCACAAUUGGUUGCGUGUCUCUCUCUGUGCGCCAAUCUUGUGCCAGAAGAGAAUCCGGACAGUUUGUCGCAAUUGUUUUUUUUUUUUCGGGAAUGUUUCUGUUGUAUUUCAGUUUUAGAGACAGAGAUCGUGAAAAAAAAUAGCUAGUAGAAUUAUUAUAUUCUUAUCAUCCUUUUUUUUGUUGUUGUUGAUGAUCGUUUUCUUUUUGAAUCACCACGGUCCUUACAAUAAAUAACAAAAAUAUUUAA
Molecule: messenger RNA, 1729 nt
Organism: Phlebotomus papatasi
Lineage: Eukaryota; Metazoa; Arthropoda; Insecta; Diptera; Psychodidae
Product: methionine aminopeptidase 1
Exons: 3
Coding region: 310-1446 (378 amino acids)
Biological process (GO): proteolysis
Molecular function (GO): metalloaminopeptidase activity
Source: RefSeq, a predicted model, not a curated record